UGACGAGGAACGACCCAAGUUGGAGAGGAAAACCACGAGUUUCUGGGGGCUCCUUCCGGCCAGAAGCACAAUCUUGGUCGCCUCAGAGGAUGGAACCUUUGAGACAAAGCGCAAGCGGAAGAUUGCUUGUUGGGCGACCCUCCUGUCACACAUGGCUGGCUUUGCACACAUCCGAUGCAGCCUGGACCUGCAGCAGCUGGAGGUCUUCAAGGGUGGUGCGAUGGCAAUUGUGCCCACCAUCAUCAACGCCUUGCUACUGGUGGUCAUCUUCAAGCUGUCUGACUCUUUCAGAAGGCGCUUUGAGCAGAAGCCUGCCUCCAAGGGGUUUCACCUUUGGGAGAUGGGUGCAGAGGAAGCAGAAGACGAUAUUGCUGCCAUCGGCAUUUCCUUCUCUUCAGUUGUGGUGCUACGUUACGCCUUCACCAAGCAGAUGGCCAAUGUCCUGGGUUUGGAGCUUCCGGUGGUGGAUCAUGCGAUGUAUGCAAAGAUUGCCAUAGGUUGUGCAACUCUGAUCUUCGCAUUAAUCUCAAUUCUCAUUCUGGUCUGUCUCACUAAGUUUCGAAGCCCAAAGAAAGGACAAGGAUAUGAAAGGGCACAAGAAGGACAAGAAGCAGAAGGAAGGUUUGCGAUUGUGGAAGACAGUCAGCGCAGGGACUACUUGACGAGAUGGAUCUUGAUUGCCAGCAGCACUUUUGCGACCGCCGCCUCAUGGUGCGGAUUGUAUGCAUCGAAGUGGUUUUUGUAUGGAAUUGAAAUCAAAGAAGACGAGCACACCAAUCCCAACUCUUGCAUUUCUCGCGUAGUCCUUGCCCUGCUGGUCUCUUUUGGCAGUUUCGUUAUG
Molecule: messenger RNA, 841 nt
Organism: Cladocopium goreaui
Lineage: Eukaryota; Dinophyceae; Suessiales; Symbiodiniaceae
Source: the annotation of a GenBank genome assembly